Phyllostomus discolor (pale spear-nosed bat) is the source of this 339-nucleotide messenger RNA. Its product is annotated as ral guanine nucleotide dissociation stimulator-like. The record is from RefSeq and is a predicted model, not a curated record. Gene Ontology annotation, biological process: small GTPase-mediated signal transduction. Bases 1 to 306 code for a protein of 101 amino acids. The transcript has 4 exons. Gene Ontology annotation, molecular function: guanyl-nucleotide exchange factor activity. NCBI's taxonomy places the organism in Eukaryota, Metazoa, Chordata, Mammalia, Chiroptera, Phyllostomidae.
AUGCUGCACACUGCCAUACAAGACUACCCUGAGAGUCACCUGAGAAAGUGUGGGCAUGGGGGCGGUCAUGGCUGGGGGACUCUUUCUGAUGGACUUUGGCUGUCUGCCUUCCAGGGACACGUGAAAUAUUUAGCAAAGAAGAGGAAGGAACUCAAAGUGUUGGAGGAGAUCGUGCUCCUGCAGCAGGCUGCUCAGCUCUACAGCAUAGAGCCCGAGGAGCGAUUCGGGGCCUGGUUCUGGGCCCUGGAGCGGCUCAGCGAGAAGGAGAGUUACACCCUGUCCUGCCAGCUGGAACCCCGGUCCUAGUUGGCCUGCACAGCACUCAAGGCCAAGAACAUC